UUUAAAUCAACUGGUCGCUGGGGCCUUUCUGAAGUCUGUGUGGUCUCCCUACGAUAUGCAGGGGAUGGUGAGACCUGGGCAGCGGGGGUGCGUGUUUCCGCCUCCUGCAGGCUGUAUGCUGUGAGCGGCUGCACUGAAGCUGUGUGUGUGAACCAGCACAAGACUCAUUCUGCACUGACACCAACCGUCCGUAGCCAGCUGCAGGAUGGCCGGGAGCUUCUUCAAAGGACGUUUUCUGUCCUUAUUCGACUACAAAACGGAAAAAUACAUUGUCGCCAAAAAUAAGAAAGUUGGGAUUUUGUACAGACUUAUUCAGUUAUCUAUCAUCGGUUACAUUAUAGGGUGGGUUUUCUUAAGCAAGAAAGGCUACCAGGAAACAGACGAGGCCAUCCAGAGUUCUGUCAUAACUAAACUGAAGGGAGUGUCAGUGACUAACACCACUGAGUCUGGUCUGCUGGUGUGGGGACCGGAGGACUAUGUCAUCCCACCACAGGGUGAAGCAGUUCUGUUUGUUGUAACCAAUUUCUUAGAGACGCCAAACCAGAAGCUGGGAUACUGCGCUGAGAGUCUCAAAGUGCUGGAUGGCCACUGUCGAGAUGAUGAAGACUGUGAGGACGGAAAGAUGGUAGUGGCUGGUAAUGGAAUCAUGAGUGGCCGAUGCUUAAGAAAAGAUGAAAAAUCCAUCGGUACCUGUGAAAUCUACGGCUGGUGUCCCAUUGAAAGAAAAUUCAUACCACAACGCCCUCUACUGACAAACGCUGGAAACUUCACUAUCUAUAUCAAGAAUUUCAUCCAAUUUUCUAAAUUCACAUUUUCAAAGUCCAAUGUCCUUGAAACUACCGACGGCUCAUAUUUGAGGAAAUGCAGAUAUGAUGAGGAGCUCAACCCCUACUGCCCCAUCUUUCGUCUGGGAGACAUCACCAGGCGAGCUGGAUACAACUUCCAGGACUUGGCCACAUUUGGUGGCUCCAUUGGCAUUAUGAUACAGUGGGACUGUGACCUUGACAAAGGCUACUCUAACUGCCAUCCACAGUACCGCUUUACUCGGCUAGACAUCAGUGUCUCCAACAAGACCAUCACUACGGGAUUUAACUUCAGACAUACUCGGUAUUUCAAAAAUGCUGCUGGUGAGAGUUAUCGAUCCCUUUUCAAAGUCUUUGGUGUCCGAUUUAACAUCAUGGUGCAUGGAAAGGCCGGGAAAUUCAGCAUCAUCCCAACAGCCGUCAAUGUGGCUUCAGGGCUGGCUUUGAUGGGUGCUGGAGCUUUCUUCUGUGAUAUGGUCCUUCUCUACCUGAUGAAAAAGGGUGACUCUUAUCGAGAGAGGAAGUUUGAAGGAUUCAGAAAUACAGAGAAAGCAUCCGAAGGCAACAGUGAGGAAGCCAGAAAGAAGGAAAAUCUGACGAAUUAGACGUUUCACUGCGUGAGUUGAGUUUGCAACAUGCCUUUCUUGGUUAUAAUAAUAAAUAUAAUAUUAUAAAAAUGUACAUAUUUUACAUAAUAACUUUGCUGUACUGGGUUGGAGCUCAUGUAAGGUGAUACAUCAUUUUCAAACAUGUAAUUUUGUUGAAUUUGUCAGUUUUAAGAUUCUACCAUAUGUACUAUAAUAAUCUGCAUUAAAAUCUCAUCUUUAAAAACAACAAUUUAACUAAAAAAAUGUAAUUACCAUAAUUGUAAGUAAAUACAGACCUGGUUUAUGGUAAUAAUGACAUAUUGUGUAAAGACUGUAAUACUGUUGCUGAUUGUAUAAAAGAACAUUUUUGAAAGUCAUAUUUGGUGCCUCACCUUAACGAAAACAGGAAAAAACAGGACUGGUGACUUUGAUGUGGUUCAAUGUUUAUGCCUCAUAACACUUAUGUGGUUCUUCACGUUCUUCUGAGAGGCAGACUCAUUCCUUGUUUGAGAAAUUCACAUUAAAUUAUCAGUAAAAAUACCCAGCACGUGCUAUUUUUAGUCAAACAAGCAGAAUGACUUUAGGGACUGUUACUUUUCGAAAUCCAUUUUUCCUGUUCAGGGUUGUGGGAAUCAUAGACAGAUUAAAUGCACAGAAAACUAGAGCAAAACACAAAUCGCAAACUUCGCACAGAAAAGCAUUUUACAUGGAGGACUUAAUCAUGUUGCUUUUCUUCAGAAUGACAUUGUUUCCUGCUUGAAUUGCAUGACUGAUAAUUACUAUGAAUGGACUAUGCCUCAUGCAUGAAUCACGCAUUAAGUGCCAGUUUUCAUCGAACACCUUUGUCUUUAUGUAAUUUUAUUCAAUUUAACAAGUAAUCCUUUAUUUAUUAAUUGAUACAGAAGAAAGCUAUAUGCCUGUUACCUAAGUAAGUGUGCAAAUAAAGAUUUUAAAUAAAGAUUAA
Molecule: messenger RNA, 2354 nt
Organism: Micropterus salmoides (largemouth bass)
Lineage: Eukaryota; Metazoa; Chordata; Actinopteri; Centrarchiformes; Centrarchidae
Product: P2X purinoceptor 5-like
Exons: 13
Coding region: 206-1408 (400 amino acids)
Biological process (GO): monoatomic cation transmembrane transport; response to ATP
Cellular component (GO): plasma membrane; nuclear inner membrane
Molecular function (GO): extracellularly ATP-gated monoatomic cation channel activity; purinergic nucleotide receptor activity
Source: RefSeq, a predicted model, not a curated record